AUGACGAGCACUAUAACGAACAGCAAAUCCCCAAAUUCCAUGGGGCACGGAUACAACUGUGAAAAAUGCGGGAAAAAGUUUGAUUCGAUAGUAUCUCGAAAGCUACAUUCUCUGGACUGCACAGUUAACCCUCAAAUACCAGGCUUGAAGAAAAACCUGGCUUGCCCAGUUGGACACUGUUCUUUAACAUUCUUCACGAACGAAAGGCUGGCAUUGCAUCUAGCAGAGGAGCAUCAUAGUUUGUGCUCCCAUACGAAUCAUGAUUAUGGGCUUCGAGAGGUCUACUUCACAAGACGUCCCGAUUUCACGGAAUGGUUUUCAAACAUUUGUGAAAAGUACGAAUAUACAUUCGUUGAAACUAAAUCUCCUAUUCCCGGUGUCCAAUGUUCUGACGCUCUAGAGAAGAGAGGAAAGCGAUUUUGUCCAGCUUUCGUGAAGCUCAAAUCGGAAGAUAACGGACAUUAUACCUGUACAUUCAGCUUGAUUCAUAUUUUCCAUAAAUUCAAUCAGAUUCCAGUAAUUGAAGUUCCUAAAGGCAACUUCUGCUUUGUUAUUAAAAAUAAAAAGCAGUUGCCCGAUUACAGUUGCUCUGCAACACCAGAGCGGAGUGUUCGAAAACAAGGGGCAAAACCUGAUUCUAAUAUUGCUCUCGUAUCCGAAGAAAGUUCUCCUACUCUGUCAAACUCUCCGACUUUGAAUACCUCUUACGAUGUAGAGAAGAAGAAACCCGAAGUCCGUGUUGAAAAUCUGUGGGAUAUGCCAGCUUUGCCUACAAGAAGUUUCACUUACCCCGCCGAUUUAACGAAUGAACAAGGUUUUACAAGUUUGAACUUAACUCCCAAGCCUGGAGUUUCUAAUUCAUAUUUCAUGGAUCUUCCAAAUCACCAAAACCUCUCACUACCCUCUUUGGGAUGUUUAUCACAUAAUUCUCCAUUGCAAAGCUCUGUGAAUGCAUUGAAACGCCGCAACAUUGAUUAUGUUCAACAGCCUCUCAUUAAGCGGCUUCCUAACACUGUUCAAUGCCCAAAAAUCCCGCCUUCAACAAGAGAUAAUUUAAGGAAAGCUCCUAAUCCCGAAAUCUCUACGAUAAGUGUCAAUAGUUCCACCUCUGGUCAACACGAAGCUGAGUCUGUUAACCGAAAAACAAUGAAUUCUCCGAUGAGAGCUCAAUCAAAUAGAGCUUAUCAAGAAAAACGAGCCACUUUGGACAGUGCGUUGAAUAGUAUGACUGUUCGCGAUGCUAUUCAUGCAAAUAUGAUAUUCAAUAUUCGUUCUACCGGGAGUUCUUGUAGUGACCAGGAGGGAGUCAUCAAAGAGAAGACAUCUGCAGAUCGUGCAGCCAGGGAAAAGGCAGCGAGAGAAAGAUCAGCUAAAGAAAAAUCUGUAAACGUUGAACGGAACAGAGAUCAAAAGACUGAAGAAAAGGACAUUCCUACAUCACAAGCGGAUUCUUUGCCAACCUAUCAAAUAGUUCGUGGAUCUGCAAACCAAUCACGUUACCCGUUCAGAAAGCUACCCAAUUAUGUUCCAGCUGCUCCUCGUUACAUUCCUUCCAAGAAGCUCAAAGUGUCACCUAAACGUACCGAUAAGUCUCAAAAGUCCCAACCAGUGAUGAUCAAAGAUUCUGAUUCGACGCUGUAUAAACCUGUACUACCUCUAUCUGAUAUAUCACCCUCCACUAGUGCUGAUGAAACAGACAUGCAAUCGAGAUGUCAGACUAUGGCUAAUAUAGCCAACUAUGAGAUGGUACAGAUGAAUUCUAUUGACAGUUUAACAGGGAACUACGCUAUUAAAUACCAGAUAAUGCGAAAUUUCCAUCAUAUCAAAGAGGCUAGUGUUAUGAUGGAGAUGUUCACAGACCAGGACUUACCUUGUGACAACGAGACAUCUUCUCUUUUCCGCGAGACUGAAGAGAAUAUGUGGAGAAUAAUUGCGAAGUUGGGUAACAAAAAGGCUGAAGCCCUGGAUGAGGAACGCAGAUUAAGCCCCGGAUCCAAUAGCUCUAAGAAACGAGCACAUUCGAAGAUUAUCAAAACUCCCGUAGGUUGA
Auanema sp. JU1783 is the source of this 2049-nucleotide messenger RNA. NCBI's taxonomy places the organism in Eukaryota, Metazoa, Nematoda, Chromadorea, Rhabditida, Rhabditidae. The record is from the annotation of a GenBank genome assembly.